Messenger RNA from Psilocybe cubensis, 2019 nucleotides. RefSeq lists its product as uncharacterized. The transcript is spliced from 11 exons. Gene Ontology annotation, cellular component: NuA4 histone acetyltransferase complex. Gene Ontology annotation, molecular function: protein binding. Lineage: Eukaryota; Fungi; Basidiomycota; Agaricomycetes; Agaricales; Agrocybaceae. Bases 1 to 2019 code for a protein of 672 amino acids. The record is from RefSeq and is a predicted model, not a curated record.
AUGAGUGCGCGCGCAUCAAGACGCCCUGCGGCCUCUCUCAAUUCUAUCGAAUCCCUUCUGCUUGCUCAGUCUGUAUGGGACCUUGGCGCAAGCCAAGCUACAUGGGCCCCAAUCUCCAAGAUCCUCUCCAAGCAUCCUUUGUUGUCGCGUCCCAAGUCGUUCUUCACCCCGCAAUCUUGUCACUCAAUAAAUGAAACCACUGUUAUUCCUCAUGCUUCAGUGAAUCUGGAUCUCGCUCGAAAACAUUAUCAUGCCCGCUUUCUCGAACUUCAAGGGCUCAUACUAAAUGAAGAAACAAAAUUCAAGGCAGUUUUGAAAGAAAUUGAAGAGAUUCGCGCCGGGAUUGCAGAAAAGCAAGAUUCUGAUGCCGCACCUACAGAAUCAUCUCCACAGUCUCGAUCUCAGCCUUCCCAAUCGGAAACCAAGGUUGUAGACGAACUCUUCAGUGGCUCUGACUUAAGCGGAGUAACAGAGUCUGCUGAGUCUAAUCCUUCUCAAUCUCAGCCAGAGAACAGCGCCGACGACUUGCCUGUUCGUACAGAUAAGGGGGCUCAAAAUACCCAAACGAAGGAUGCUGCCACGCCGUUUGUGGAAAUGUCGCAAAUUACUGAAGAAACAGCUUUAGGUGGCGGGCUUUCACCUCAUACCCCCCAGAAUCCCGCUCAGGACGUUGGGGAAGAAUCGCAAACGAAUUUUGCUACCCCUCAACCACAUCAUGACCCACAAGAACAUUUAGAGGCUGUGGAAUCGUUGCCAAUGAGCAAGCACAUGUCAGCCCCAAACAAUGCCGAAGAACCUUUGCCCUUCAAUUUGGACGAUGAAAUUAAAAAUCAGGGUCGUGUGUCGCUAGAUGCUUCCAAUCACAAGCAGAUUUCAAAUAACAAACAAGAGGAAGAGGAAGAAGAAGCGAUCAGGGAAGGCAAAAACGAAGAAGAAGAAGAAGAAGAGGUGGAGGAGGUGGAAGAGAUCGAGAAAACCUCACAAGGUCAAACAGAAAGCGAUGUCCUUGAGAAGGCAAAAGAGGAACAGAUUAAUGUUCUGUCAGCAUGUGAGGAUGAAGAAAUGAAAGAAUUGUCAGGAGAUGACAUCAAAGCAGACACCGAACAAAAUACAGAGGAGGAACUACCCUCUCCUUCCCCCCACUUAGUCCACAAUAAAAAUUUUCAGAAUUCUUUGGACCCCAAAGCAGCACGUUCACCUGUCGCGGAGACGGUCGGUUCAGAUGCGGAGCCGACUCCUGACGAGGGGCUAUCUUCCGAAAUGGAGGAACCAGUGGCUCCUGCCAGGCGCUCGUCCCGCAGACGCAAAUCAUCCGCUGCGUCUGUUCCUCCUCCGCAAUCGAGGUCACGCUUAAGACCUAAAGGUCGUCCAAGCGAGACUUUAUUGCAAACAACAAUGGCUAUCGAUUCGGACAAUGAUGGCGACCUAGAAGGUCACGACGGUACACCUCAUACUGGAGAGGAGCGCGCGUCAUCUCCUUACGACAGCGCACUUACAAGACGUAAUAAACGGAAAGCGUCAUUUCUGGAAAGUGCUGGGUCCCCUCACGAUAAAAAAAGGCUGCGAGAAGACUCCGAGCCAGUAGACGAGGAAGAACCAGGGCCCAGUUCUCAUAAUUUGCGUGCGCGUAUUUCUCGACACGGGACUCGGACCGAAGAACAAGUAGCUAUGAAACGCUUCCAAAGCGUCAUCGGCAUGCUUCAUUCCCAAAUAUCUCAGCAUAGGAACGGUAAUAUUUUUCAUAACCCUAUCAAGAACUCAGAAGCACCCGAUUACCAUGACAUAGUUAAGCGCCCGAUGGAUUUGAAGACAAUAAAGACGAGAGUGAAAGACGGCGUCAUUGCAAACUCGCUUGAGUUUCAAAGAGAUAUAUAUUUGAUGUUUGCUAAUGCCAUGAUGUAUAAUCGACCAGGGUCAGAUGUACAUGCAAUGGCGGAAGAUAUGAUGCUCGAAAGCGAGGGUCAGAUAAAUGCUUUCAGGCAAACAGAAGGUUUGGUCAAACGAGGCCAACGUCCGUAA